Messenger RNA from Effrenium voratum, 1032 nucleotides. The record is from the annotation of a GenBank genome assembly. Lineage: Eukaryota; Dinophyceae; Suessiales; Symbiodiniaceae.
AUGAUGCAAGCCCUCUUUGGGCGUUUGCUGCCUGCUGCUGCAGCUGUGGCUGCAGGCGAGACGCUCUUCCAAACUGUGCCCACGGUGGACCUUACCGCGCCGGUGGCAGAGCGCGGGGCAACGUUACGUUCUGCUCUUCAGCGCUGGGGCUUCUUCUACGUGAAGAACCAUGGCGUGGCGACAGCACUGGUGGAUGAGCAGUUCGCGGCGGCAAAGGCGGUGUUCGCCCUUCCGACUGAGGCGAAGCGAGAUCUAACCUUUGAGCCGACUUUGGACAUUGGGUGGCUCGCAUCACAAGGCCUCGACGAGGACAGUGGCAAGCUAGAUACCAAGGAGGGCUUUCUGCUUUCGACCAAUGGCCUCUUCCGGCGGAAUGUCAGCCUUGAUCUGCAGGAUCCUCUCCGCGGAUCAAGGCUCAAAUGGCCGCCGGUGCCAGGCUACGAGGCGACGAUGCGCCGCUGGACGCGGGAGCUUUAUGCCUUGAACCAGAAGCUCAACGAGGCCCUCUUUGACGCCGUUGGCCUCGACGCCGCCGAGCGUCACCGCCUUGCCUCGCGGCCCUUCGUCAUUGUGAAGCAGCUGCGCUACGCGCCGACGCGCGAUCUUGGCGCCGGUGCCCACGCCGACUGGGGCUCCCUGACCGUGCUGGUCACCGACGAUGUGCCGGGCCUUGAGAUCCUCACCGAGGACGGCUGGCUCCCCGUGCCACCUCGCCCGGACUGCUUCAUUGUCAAUGCUGGCGACCAGGUCGACUUUUGGACCCGCGGCUUCUUCAAGAGCUCCAACCAUCGCGUGCGCCCGACGAGCCACCAGGUCCGCUUCUCCACAGCCCUCUUCGCUUACUUUGACUACGACGUUCUUGUCACCCCAUUGGCCGAGAUCCCGGAGGUGAACCUGUCCAGACCGCUGUCGCCGGGCAUCACCACAGGCGACUACUUCGCCUUCAAACUCUGCGAGUCGGUGGGGAAGGCGCCGGAGGAGUGUCGGCCCAGCGUGCAAGACGCGCCCCAGGGCGGCUCUGCCGAGCUCUGA